CCGGUCGGGGCGGCGAGGUGGCUGUAGAGGCGCUCGGGACGCCGCCGGGGCCGCGUGUGUAGCGGCGGGGGCGUGGCGGCGGGAACUUGGCCGGCGCUCGUGGUCUCCCGGCGGCGCCCGCCUGGGAGCCGGGCAGUCUGAGCGCGCGAGUGGGAGCGAAGCGGCGGGCGGGAGCCGACCCGGCCGGCGAUCCCGGCUCGUGGCCGAAGGAUUCAUCCCCCCCAGGCCUUGAGGUUAAAGCCGCGGUCGGUGCUUUGGCGUGGAGACUGUUUUGGCUUCCUCUGCGGGGCAGUGCGGGGGCGUUCGGGGAGACGCGGUGCCCCCAGCACGGCUCCCGCGACCCUUUUCUCCUCCCUAGCGUCCGUCCCGCGCCGGCCUGCCCCGUCGCCUGUACGCGACCCUCGGAGAUCUCUUCCCCACGAGGCCAUGGCUGCCUCGACGCCUGUGCCUCCCGGGGCCCCCUCCCCCGCCUGCAACCCCGCCCCGCGGACGAUCCAGAUCGAGUUCCCCCAGCACAGCUCCUUGCUGCUGGAAGCCCUGAACCGCCACCGGCUGGAGGGGAAGUUCUGUGACGUGUCCCUCCUGGUUCAGGGCCGCGAGCUUCGGGCACACAAAGCAGUGCUGGCGGCUGCCUCUCCUUACUUCCAUGACAAGCUGCUUCUGGGGGAUGCGCCACGGCUCACUCUGCCCAGUGUCAUUGAAGCCGAUGCCUUCGAGGGGCUGCUGCAGCUCAUUUAUUCAGGGCGCCUCCGUCUGCCACUGGAUGCCCUCCCAGCCCAUCUGCUUGUGGCCAGUGGCCUCCAGAUGUGGCAGGUAGUAGAUCAGUGCUCAGAAAUUCUUAAAGAACUAGAGAACUCAGGUGGUGGACUUUCAGCCCGGGCAGCCACCCCUUUCCACGCACUUCUUUCCACCACAGCCUCUCCAGGAGGCUGGUGCAUUCGCUCUUCCUCUUUCCAGACCCCAGCGCAGGCUUCCGCUUCUACCGAGAGCCCCGUCGUAGGGGACGGCAGUGAACUGGGAGAGGUGUUGCAGAUUCAAGUGGAGGAAGAGGAGGAGGAGGAAGAAGAGGAGGAAGAGGAGGGCCAGAGGUCGGCAGCAUCCUCUCAGACUCAGCAGCCUCCAAGAGCAUCAGGGAGCUUUCCCCGCCCUCCUGGAUCCCACCCGCUGCCCACAUCCAGUACUCCACGCAGGCUUCCAGAGGGCGACAGCGCUCUGCUGGAGCCUCCUGCCCCUCACACUGCGCUGCCCCCCAAGAUAUUCUACAUUAAGCAGGAACCCUUUGAGCCCAAGGAGGAGAUAGUAGGAGGCGGAACGCAAUCUGGAGGAUCGAAGGAAGAGACCGGAGUGCUUCCUGCAGGGGACGUGGAAGGGAACGGGGAGCUGGGCUUCUUGCUGCCCUCAGGCGCAGGGUCAACAUCUGGAGGAGGAGGUCCAUCCUGGAAGCCGGUGGAUCUUCAUGGGAAUGAAAUCCUGUCGGGGGGCGCAGGCCCUGGGGGAGCAGGGCAGGCUGUGCAUGGGCCUGUGAAGCUGGGGGGGGCACCCCCUGCAGAUGGAAAGCGCUUUGGCUGUUUGUGUGGGAAGCGGUUUGCCGUGAAGCCGAAGCGUGACCGGCACAUCAUGCUGACCUUCAGCCUUCGGCCCUUUGGCUGUGGCGUCUGCAACAAGCGCUUCAAGCUGAAGCACCAUCUGACGGAGCACAUGAAGACCCACGCAGGAGCCUUGCACGCCUGUCCCCACUGCGGCCGUCGGUUCCGAGUGCAUGCCUGUUUCCUUCGCCACCGAGACCUGUGCAAGGGCCAGGGCUGGGCCACUGCUCACUGGACGUACAAGUGACUGCUGAGGCUGUGUGCUGACUCCCAGGACAAGGGAGCCCCUGCUGCUGAUGGAGCCCCUGCUUAUCCUCACUACCCUGGCACCCCAGUCUGGGGUCUCAUUAAUCAUGCCCAAAGGGUAGAUAAUUAAUGAGCCCCAUGGUCUUGGGUGUGGGCGUCAACCUGGCAGAUUUGGAAGUUCCAGUUCCUUCUCUCAGCCCGGGUUCUUGCUGACUAUCCUACAGGAAAACGGCUUAUAGCCAUUCGUAAAUUGAUCACUUGUCCAUGCUAUAGUUUCAUGCAGGAAAUCGUAUUUCAAAGUAGUUGAUCUAAUGAGAGAAGAGUUAGAGCAGAAAACCGUAAUGGUAAAUGUUUCAUUCACGCUCUUUUGAGUUAAAGGAGCUGGUCUCCAUCCAGAGAUACAUUUGAUUCAGAGUCCUGGUAAUUCAGAGACUAAGUGCUAAGCUCUCCUCCCUCAUCAUUGCGGCAAUUAUGUGAGUAGAGUUCUUUUGAUAUCCUCCUUUUGUCGUAUCUUUCCAUGAGCUCUUUAGAUCCUCAAUUGUGUUCUCACCAGUAGGAACUUUUCCAACACCUGUCUCUGUACGUUGUAGUUGAGCACUUUAACCAGUCGAGCAUUUUGCGGGUCACUUAGAACAGUCUUUAGCGGAGGGCACUCCCUCUACAGUCUGUGCCUCUUCUCUGCCUUUGACCACCCUGAUCACUCAGGUGAUCACGGUGACUGGAAUGUGAUCAGGGGACUCAGGAGGUGGCCCCUGACCAUCUCAGGGGUUGCACCACUGCUCUGAACAAGUGGUCACGGUCAGAGGGACUCAGGGCUGAGAUGGCGCAUGCUGAAAACUAGAGAAUAAUUGCACAGCGGGACCAUAGCCCCUCUCCUUCCGUCCCACCCACACGCGACAGCCCUUGGUGGACAGGUAGAAGGGUAGAUAUUGGAGUGGGGAGAUUGGUGUAGGUGUCUUAAUUUCUUCAAAUAAACUUUGCCCUGAAAUCAAA
This is a messenger RNA of Phacochoerus africanus (Common warthog), 2825 nucleotides long. It is a transcript of the gene ZBTB9, whose product is annotated as zinc finger and BTB domain containing 9. Gene Ontology annotation, biological process: regulation of transcription by RNA polymerase II. Bases 427 to 1833 code for a protein of 468 amino acids. Gene Ontology annotation, molecular function: RNA polymerase II cis-regulatory region sequence-specific DNA binding; protein binding; DNA-binding transcription factor activity, RNA polymerase II-specific. The record is from RefSeq and is a predicted model, not a curated record. Lineage: Eukaryota; Metazoa; Chordata; Mammalia; Artiodactyla; Suidae. The transcript has a single exon.